Molecule: messenger RNA, 1086 nt
Organism: Podarcis muralis (Common wall lizard)
Lineage: Eukaryota; Metazoa; Chordata; Lepidosauria; Squamata; Lacertidae
Source: RefSeq, a predicted model, not a curated record
GAGCCGCCGAACCCACCCCAGGCCCAUCCGAUGGCGGAAAAAAUGGCCCCAGAACUCCCGGCGGGGAGCGGCGCGGACCAGGGGAAGGGAGGAGAGGAAGCUGGAGGGAGAGGCGCUCCAAACAUCCCGGCGCAGAACGCAGCCCGCAACGCCGUCGAGGCUCCUGGGCCCGCGCCACCGAGGAAGCGCCGCUACCGGACAACCUUCAGCGACUCCCAGCUGGAUGAACUGGAGCGCUCCUUCCGCACGUCCCACUACCCCGACGUGGGCACCAGGGAGGCACUUGCAAAGAGUCUGGACCUUAAGGAAUCCAGAGUUCAGGUUUGGUUUCAGAAUCGACGGGCAAAGUGGAGGAAACGAGAGAAAUCUCAAAUUUUAAGGAGAAAUCCAAACCUGGCCAGGACACAUCCCUUGGGUGUGUACUUGGAUAUGCCAUUCGGUGAAACACCUAUCCUCGACUCCAUAUGGAGGAGACCAGUGCCAUUCCCACCCAUGGUUAUGCCAGCUUUGGCCCCACCUUUCUGCCCACCAGGCUUCACUCCCUUUGGCCUCACCUGGGCAUCCGUAUUCCAGAAUCCAGUCAUGAGCCCCCAGUUUGGAAGCUAUUUUGGUGGGUUUGGUGGGUUAACCCCCUUUCGGACAACUGCUUUGGCUUCAAUGAACGCACCUGAACCCCCAGCGGAGUCCGUUGCAACGGCCGUUGCAGAGCCCACCCGAGCUGAAAGGAGAGAUUCAAGCAUUGCAGAUCUGAGACUUAAAGCAGAAGAACACGCCCAAAAAAUCCCUGGGCCCACUUUUGCUAGUGCCAAUGAGGAUCUUCGUUAAGUACUUAGUUCAUUUCCGGUUAAGUACUUAAUUCAUUCCGGAGAUUGCCUUCAUUUGGCGGACUUGCACUCUGUUCUGAGCCUAAAGGGAUCCAGCUGCAGGGCACACCUCAUGAUAGAUGAUAUUUGCUGUCAAAAUGCAUUUUCCUGCUUGUAGCAAAUCAGAAUGCUGAUAUGUUAUGAUAACUUAAUACGUUGCAUCUAUUGUCGCAGCUGCGGCAUUAAAAAUAAAUAAAUCCUUAGGUAUAACAUUGACUUGUUA